Molecule: messenger RNA, 2675 nt
Organism: Dendronephthya gigantea
Lineage: Eukaryota; Metazoa; Cnidaria; Anthozoa; Malacalcyonacea; Nephtheidae
Exons: 16
Coding region: 808-2658 (616 amino acids)
Source: RefSeq, a predicted model, not a curated record
GAGAGCCCCAAAAGGGCCCCCCAAAGGAACAAAAGGGCCCCCCAAAACUUCCUGAGGGUUUUUUUUGCCCCAGGCUUCCAAAAAGUUCUAGGCAGCCCUGAUCAUACAACUGUUAAAACGUACUAACGCAAACCCGGAGCCGGGUUUUUUUUCCGGGAUUGCACGGCACUAAUGAAACCAAUAGAAAUAUAUUUGUCAAAAUUAACACUCAAAGGUGUUCUGUAACCUUAGAUGAUCGCAUAAACGAACAUCUUCUAUGUUGACUUUUCUAUUUAGCUUCACAUCGAGGACAAUUGUAUUUUACGGGACAGUGCAUAUAAAGUCCUAGACAUGUCAGGCCGGGAUGCUUUGUUCCACUACGCAACCACAAUUGAUCGGCAUCUUUUAAAGAUGGAUCGACUGCUCGAAGCGACAAAAAGGUAGCUCCCUAGUCUUUACGUACCAUACCUACUAGUGCCCAGACCUUGGCCGAGUUAUGUUUUGUGCUGACGCCGAAGUUCAUCGUCAUUUCUUAAAAAUGAAGUUUAAAAUGCAGUCAACUGACGCAAUUACAUACGCCAGAAUCCGAAUCGUGCACGAAAAAUCGUUGUUUGUGAUCGUCGGAUGACGUAGACAUUUUUAUGACGUAGUAGAUUUUUCCACACACCACAAGGGAGCUUCAUAUAUACGGUUAAUUAAUAAAUAAUUUCUCAAAAUGUAUUAUUAUACUUAGUUUAUAGCCUGUGAUGGCCAAUAUUCUCAUAUUAAAUUUUAUACAGGCUUUUAGAUUUGUCUUCUUACUUUGAUGUAAACGAGCAUCCUUUUAAGAUGUCGCUAUCAUUUGUCGCAACAAGAAUCCUUCGAUCGUCCAAAGAUGACGAGAAAUAUGGUGAAAGUAAUUUGGGAUUGAUAUUCUCUGAGGAGAGAAAUUGCGGGAAGACUCUGACGUUACGUCUGAUUGCCAAAUUUCAGGGAAUUGCCCAAAGUCGUCACCCACUACUAUUAUCAGGUGGGAAUCAGAACACAUCUGGCACAUCUGGAAAAAUGGCAUUGGAGAGUUUAAGCAAAUCGUCCUUGGUAUCCUUACUUGACGAUUCAAUAAUCAACCAGAAUCUGGGUGAAUUUUUGAACCAGGUGCAGGGUGGUCUGGCGCAGGGUUCAUCCAAAUCUGGUCUUUUGUACCCGAAAGGAAGCUUACUACUUUCCAGCAAUAAAAAAGAAGUACAAAGGAUAUUAGGAAGAGUGGUCAGGUUCGACUACCGACUCAAUCCCAAUCAUGAAGACCACAAUGAAGCUGCUUUGACAAAAUUCGCCUGUGGCAAUAAGGGUAUUCUGGUUGCAUGGUGCAUGCGAUUUCUUCCUAUCUAUGAAGAGAUAAUAGAAUCGUAUUUUGAAGAUGUGAAAUGCAUUCUGAAGGCGCAUUUCAAUACAGGAUGUCAAAUGCGAUGGAUUAAAGGUGUUGCAUAUAACCUCAUUACGUACACAAUGAUACAUGCAUCUGCUCAGAAACAUCCCGACCUAACAAAUGCCAUCACCAUGGUCAUACAGGGAAACAUGAGUCGUUCUGCGGAAAAGUCUACUAUACAAAGAUUAAUGGUGGAUAUUUAUUCACUUAUUCUGCAGUCAAAAUCGAAAGAUGUUUCUUGUUUGACAUGGAUAAAUCCACUCCCAAAGGUCCAAAUUACAGAAAACGGAUCGUGGGAGAAAGCCAUUUGCAUCAAGACGGUCAUGAUAGGAGAAAUGCAAAACGUUUCUUGGACGGAAGUAAAACAAGAAAUACAGAGUUCCACAGUAAACGGCUGGGAACAGAGAAGCAUUUGUUUCGCAAAAGGCAGCAACGCAAACCUCGCUGACGUGCGCUCUAAAAGGAAUUCAACGCUUGUAACAACUGGACAAGGGUUCAAAAUCCCACAGAAGUUAUUGGACCCUCUUUUUAUCGAGUGGGUAAAUUUUGUUACUGGUAAUAACGGUCAGCUGCAGCCAGACGUGGACUUUAUCGAAGCGCUGACAAACAAAGAAGAACACGGAGAUGACAUGGAAAGAAAUUUGGAGAAAGAUGAGGCAGACACGGUCCGUUCCAUAGAACAAGAGAUCGUGGAAAAAGUGUCAGAUUAUUGUGAUAGGAUCAGGCAAGGAUAUCACAAUACAAAUGACGACGUACCUUCAUCGCCGUCAAAUGCGCAAGACUAUUCACAAUUUUUGUCACCUGAAUCAAAGAAAUUGUACAACAGAUUCACCCCGAAACGGUUAAAGGCUUUUGACAUGGCUGUUAAAGCAGUAGAACGAGCAAGCCGGUUAUUAAGUGAAGAGCCAACAGCACAUGAUCGUACGAUAGAUACUGCGAUAGAUACUGCAUCAGGUUCAGGUAUUAAUCAAACACCCAUCCCGAGUAAUAGUGAGGUAAACCCAAAGAGGAAACUGCUAUUCGCGCAAGGAGCAUUUGGGGUUAUGAACGAUAGCACUGAAGAAAACAAAAAAAUCCAGCGGCGAGAGGACUGUCCCUGUGGAGACGACGAAGAAAUCGUUGGAGAAAACUGGGUACAAUGUGACAAUUGCGGUCAGUGGUAUCAUUUGAAAUGUACGAAUUUAGAGAAGAUUCCGCCAAAAAGACAGAAGUGGUUCUGCAGCGAAAAAUGUACUGAACAAAUAAAGGGAAAGAGAUCCAAACAGCGGAAAUAGAGAAUUGGCAGUUUUAA